AUGUCGAACGAUCAUAAGAAAGGUCCCGGGGCACAUUACUCCGGCUCCAACCCAAUUCCGAACAUUCAACGAUUCGUGGAGAGCUUAGAUUCGGAUAAGAGAGAUAGAGAUGCAAAAAUAAAUGAACAAUUGCAAUCACGCGUUCAAGGAGAUGCGACAGAUCACACACAAGGACAACCACAUGGAGUUGAAGGGACGAGGAAGAUCGUUACCGACCCAACGACUGGAAAAGAUGUGGAAAUUGAGGAUGUUAAUGCGGAUUUCAUGAAGUCGGUUGAUAAUCCACAGCUUUCCGUUCCAAAUGCAAAUCUUAACAAAUCCACACCAGUCAAGACAGAAGCUACUCAAUCCGGUGAAGAAUAUAGAAAGAAUCAGGAUAUCACCGCGCCACCAGAUCCAGUAGAACCUGGAAGCACUUCCGAUGUUCCAAUCCAUGGAGAAAAGACAAAUAUCUUAUUCCACCCUACACCCUCGGUCAGCUAUGAACCAAUGUAUGAAUCUUUGGAGAAACGGUCAACGCUACUUGUCGUAGGAAUAUUCUUGGGUAUUGUGGUUUUAGGGAAACUAUUUGGGGGGGCUCUAUAUGGUCUUAUUCCUUUAGGAGCAUGUGUUGCAUCGGGUGUAUUUCUUUGGGUAAAAGAGGUCAUAAGAUCUGGCCGAGCUAUGGAAUGGGAGAGUGAAAGACAAAGGGGUCAAAUGGCAACUGCAAAUUUGAUUCCGGAAUCCGUGGAAUGGAUGAAUUCUCUUUUGGGCGUUAUGUGGGGACUGAUUGACCCCGAUCUAUUUGCGUCUGUUGCAGAUACCCUUGAAGAUGUUAUGCAAGCUUCAGUACCUGGUAUCAUUGAAAAUGUCAGAGUCGCAGAAAUCAACCAGGGAACAAACCCUUUCCGAAUUCUUAGUUUGCGAGCCCUACCUGAUGGUCAUGUUCAAGAAAUGAAGGAUGAUAUCCAUCGACAAAACGAGAAGAACAAAGAUCCUCAAGAAUUGGCUGCUGAUGAAGAAGGUGGAGAUUAUUACAAUUUGGAAUGCUCUUUCGCAUAUCAUGCUCAACCUUCAGGAGGAGGAACUUCCGGAAAGGCGAAAAAUAUGCACAUGCAACUGGUAUUCUAUCUUGGUAUGAAAGGACUUUUCGGGGUUCCUCUCCCAAUUUUUGUUGAAUUGCAAGGUCUUGUCGGAACCGUUCGAUUACGUCUCCAACUUUCACCAGAGCCUCCCUUCUUGAAGGCACUAACAUUCACGUUGAUGGGACUUCCAAAGGUUCAAGCUGGAUGUGUGCCAAUGAUUGAAACUGGCAUUAACAUCCUUAAUCUUCCUCUUAUCUCCAAUUUUGUCAAUUACGCCAUUGGUGCUGCCGCUAAUGAAUAUGUCGCUCCGAAAUCUAUGACUUUAGAUAUGGCUAAAUUACUGAAAGGUGACGAUAUCCAAAAGGAUGUUGAAGCACUCGGGGUUCUCUGGAUCCGAAUUCAUAAAGCUACUGGCCUUAGUAAACAGGAUAGACGUGGAAGUGAUGGUGGUGGCAGUGAUCCUUACAUCACUGUCAGCUUCUCCAAGUACGGAAAGCCAAUGUACUGCACUCGAGUCAUUCAGGAUGAUCUCAACCCAAUAUGGGAAGAGACGUGUGCCUUACUCGUCACUCCUGAUCUCAUCAAAGCUGAUGAGCAACUUUCGAUGGAACUUUGGGAUUCUGAUCGAUCAACUUCUGAUGAUGUUGUUGGUAAAGUUGAACUUUCCAUGCAAAAAAUGAUUCAACACCCAGGAAAGAUGUAUCCACAAGUUUCUAAACUCCGUGGUAUGGAUUCUGAUAGUUCCAUGCCUGGUGAACUUCAUUGGGAAGUUGGAUAUUUUGGCAAACCACAAUUCAGACCAGCAAUGAGAAGCCACGGAAAAGAUGUUAAUCUUCCCAAGGAAUUGCAAGACAAGGAAGAAUUACAAGAUCCAAAAGGAAGUCUUGAUACUCCUGAAGAAGAUGCUGCGGUUCAUACUCCUCCCGAUCCAUUGUGGCCAAGUGGUGUGUGCAGUGUCAUCGUUCAUCAGAUUGUUAACCUUGAAUUACAAAACGUCAAAGGUAGUGAUGGCAAACGCAAGGGUAGGGAAUUCGAACCAGCAGUGGACGCAGGUGAGAACAAGGAAGAGGAAAAUAAGAAGUUGCCAAGCAGUUACUGUACGAUUUUAUAUAAUGACGAGUUGGUAUAUCGUACACGUUCCAAAGUUGUUAGCUCAAAACCUAUCUUCAAUGCAGGUACUGAACGUUUCAUCCGUGAUUGGAGAUCAGCAAUUGUUACUAUUACAGUUCGGGAUCAACGUAUGAGACAACACGAUCCAAUUCUUGGAGUUGUCCCUUUGAAGUUAUCGGAUCUUCUACAAACAAGUUCUCAAGUUACAAGAUGGUAUCCUCUGGAUGGUGGAAUUGGUUUCGGUCGCGUCAGAAUCUCCGUUCUUUUCAGGAGUGUCGAGACCAGAUUACCACCACAACAAUUGGGCUGGGAUGUAGGAACAUUUGAAUUCACAUCUGAUAGGAUUUCGGCUACUGGCUAUGCCAACAACUCCAAACUGAAGCUUCGAACUGGAGGGAGUGUAGGAAAGAUUAACCGUACUCAAUGCCGAAAGACUGAAGAAGGUGAUAGUGUAUACUGGGAUCUUGCUAAGAAAGAUGGGAAAAAUAACAUUCGACUUCCAGUCAAGUAUCGUUAUCGUUCACCAGUAGUCUUCGAAUUCCACGUCACUGGUAAGCGUGGAGCAGAUGCCUAUGCAGUAGUCUGGCUCCACAAAUUGGAGGACAACAAGGCGGAAGAAAUUGAUAUUCCGAUCUGGAAAACUGAUAAGGGCAUGAGACUUACCCAGAAUUACAUCACAGAGGAAAACUUCCGUGAAAUUCCAGACAUGGAAAUUGAGGAAAUUGGCCGCCUCAGAUUUUCGGGGAGAUUUAAAGCUGGUAUGGAUCAAGAUCACGAAAAAUUUGUCACCGACAAUGAUUCCCGAGAAACUCAAGAAACUUGGGAAGCAUGUCAUUCCGAAGGUGUACGUGGUGAUGUUGUAACGAAAGAGAUUCCACCAGUUGUUCAACAACUUCAUGAUCAGUCUUUGACUCAAGGAAGAGAUGUUCUUAGUCAAGCCGAUGAAGAUGAAAAGGCUAAGUGGUUAGAUCAGGAUGGAACAGAUUGGAGUGGAGCCUUUGGUCAGGAUCCUGCACAGUACGUCAAUAAAGGUGGUUUCGGACAGAAGUAUCAGGAUGCUGAUUAUGAGGCUAGCAUGGUACGAAGACCACGAGGAGAGGGUGGUUGUGUUGAAGCGAACCUGAAUGAAAAUAUGAGCGAAGAUACGAAUACUUCGUCUACAUCUUCGGACUCAGACUCGGAUGCGGAAUCAGAUUUAGGCUUGAAUGAUGCCACGACUAGAUCAACAACUGAGAACGGCGGGACGGAGGGAAACAACGGAUCGAGCCAUUCCAGUAAUCCGAUCAAACAGUAUCAGAAUUAUAAGGAGAAUUCAAAAGGUUUGCAUAGAAAGCAGAGGGGACUUAUGCAGUGGAAGCCAAUGAGGAAUUUGGUUUUCGCAAAGGACGAGAUGAAGUUUGUGGCAAGGAGAAUGAAGAAUAAGACGAGUUUGAGUGGUAGACAACCAGAUGUUGAGACUGAGACUGGCUGA
Messenger RNA from Botrytis byssoidea, 3645 nucleotides. RefSeq lists its product as uncharacterized. The coding region runs from base 1 to 3645 and encodes 1214 amino acids. Lineage: Eukaryota; Fungi; Ascomycota; Leotiomycetes; Helotiales; Sclerotiniaceae. The transcript is spliced from 5 exons. The record is from RefSeq and is a predicted model, not a curated record. Gene Ontology annotation, molecular function: lipid binding.